GUCUGGCCAAGAAAUUUGUAUGUAACCUACCCGCAUGGUGUGUGUAUGCAGUAUGACGUUAGGGCUGAGUGUGUGGAUGUUGUGUUCAAGUGAACUUGUUUCCCUAUCAACCUGCAGAUGAUGUGGCGAUUCCAGCUCAAGUUAACCGGUAUGAGUGAGCAAAAGCACCGUUGAGGAAUUUGAUAACCGAAACAAGACCCCUGACACUAGUUCAUCCUUCUUCUUUCACUAUUGAUCACGACUGCAACACAAGCUGGUCAUUCUUGUCGACGACAAACACAACAUUGAUCUCUCUCAACCCCAUCCCAAAACUAGAACACCAAGGUCUCCGUCAAGUCACUGAACACAUUCCAUCAACAUGCCAGAACGCCGCGGGCGAGGACGAGGCUCAGACAGAGACCGCUACCACCACGAUGACGACUAUUCAGACCACUCCGACUACGACCGUCCCUCCCGAUCAACAACAGCACCUCCCAAGCGCCAUCGCUCCAUAAGCCGUCGGGCCCUGGACAGACUCAGUUCCACAUUUGGUAAUCUCGGCCUUAACAAAGAUAAAGAUGCACGACACAGGUCAACCGGCCGCCAUCGUGAUGGAGGACAUGGGGACGACUCCGACUACGACACUGACUAUAGCACCAACUACACCCACACCCACAACAACAACAACCACAACAAGAAACGAUCCUCCCGAUCACGACACCACUCCCCCGACCGCGAUCGCGGCAGCGGUACCCGUUCCUCCCGCUACCCGCCUCGAGCCAAUCUCAACCGUCAACGCUCCUACUCGUAUUCCCCCGAGCGAUACGAAAGUACUAGGCGCGGGAGAAGCAGCCACCGGAGCGGCACGGGAUACAGCGGCCGUGACCCACGUUCCAGGAGCCGAUGGGGACGGAGCAUCGACGCCGCGCUCGACGCCGCUGCCAUUGAGGCCAUCAGGGUGCGCAAGGAGCCUGGUCCGUGGACGGGCAGGAAAGGGUCAAGGGUGUUGACGGCGGCGAUGGCGGCGGCGGCGGUGGGGGCCGCGACGGAUCAUCGGAAGGCGAAUGGGGAUGGGAGGGAGGAUACCAAGGGGAAGAUCGGGAGUGCGUUGGGCGGGUUGGUGAUUAAUCGGAUGCUGAAUGGGCCGAAAAAGGAUUUGAAGAGGGACUUGAGGUAUUAGGUUGAGUGGUGGGGAAAGGGGGCCAGGGAGAUGGGGCGCAAUUAUGUUUUGGGGAAUGAAUGCGGGCUGGCAGGUGUCCAGUUCAUGAAGUCAUGACUGAUGAAAGGAUAUUGGGUUAGAAAUCAUGAUAAACUAGUACGAUGGUUCUUCGUGGACUCUGUAGAGAAGGGACAAAAAUAGACAAGCACUAACAGCUGCGCGCAGGUGGCGCAGACGGUGGGCAUGAUGAUGGAUCAGUGCACGAUUGGGCAGUUGAUCAGUGUUGUUCACAAUAGGACGAUAGUUCAUUUGAGGUUGCCUCCUUCGAUACCCUUUGGUUCAAAGAUUGGUGUGAAAGC
Neurospora hispaniola is the source of this 1497-nucleotide messenger RNA. RefSeq lists its product as uncharacterized. NCBI's taxonomy places the organism in Eukaryota, Fungi, Ascomycota, Sordariomycetes, Sordariales, Sordariaceae. The record is from RefSeq and is a predicted model, not a curated record. Bases 359 to 1159 code for a protein of 266 amino acids. The transcript has a single exon.